CCGCGGAGCCGCCAUGGCGGAGGCGCUGCCGCAGAAGCGAUUCUACCGGCAGCGGGCACACGCCAACCCGCUGGCGGAUCACAGCCUGCUCUACCCCGCCAGGCCGCAGGACAUGGACUGGGCCUCGCUGUUUCCUGACUUCUUCCCGCCCGCCGCCCCGGCCGAGCAGCCCCCGCCACGCGUGGAGUUCGCCGAUGUGGGCUGCGGCUACGGGGGGCUACUGGUGGCGCUGUCGCCGCUGUUCCCCCGCACGCUGAUGCUGGGGCUGGAGCUGCGGGUCAAGGUCGCUGCCUUCGCCGGGGCUCGGCUGCGGGCGCUGCGCGGGGCCCAGCCUGGCUGCUUCGGCAACGUCGCCUGCGUCAGGGCCAACGCCAUGAAGCACCUCCCCCACUUCUUCUGCAAGGCGCAGCUCUCCAAGCUGUUCUUCCUGUUCCCGGACCCCCACUUCAAGCGCCCCAAGCACAAGUGGAGAAUCAUCAGCCCCACGCUGCUGGCCGAGUACGGCUACGUGCUGCGCCCGGGGGGCCUGGUGUACACGGUGACCGACGUGGCCGAGCUGCACCGCUGGAUGCUGAGGCACUUCGGGGAGCAUCCUCUGUUUGAGGAGGUGCCCCUGGAGCAGCUGGCCCAGGACCCCAUCGUGUCCCUGCUGGGCACUGCCACCGAGGAGGGCCGCAAGGUGCAGCGCGGAGGCCGCGCUGCCUUCCCUGCUGUCUUCCGCCGUGUGCCUGACCCCGGGGGGGACACCUGAGGCACAAGGCAGGGAGAGGCCACACCUCUGUCCCCCCCUGCCAGGUGUCUCUGUC
This is a messenger RNA of Dryobates pubescens (Downy woodpecker), 806 nucleotides long. RefSeq names its product methyltransferase 1, tRNA methylguanosine (gene METTL1). Gene Ontology annotation, biological process: tRNA methylation; RNA (guanine-N7)-methylation. Bases 14 to 751 code for a protein of 245 amino acids. Gene Ontology annotation, cellular component: tRNA methyltransferase complex. The record is from RefSeq and is a predicted model, not a curated record. Gene Ontology annotation, molecular function: tRNA (guanine(46)-N7)-methyltransferase activity. NCBI's taxonomy places the organism in Eukaryota, Metazoa, Chordata, Aves, Piciformes, Picidae. The transcript has 6 exons.